Molecule: messenger RNA, 1538 nt
Organism: Centruroides sculpturatus (bark scorpion)
Lineage: Eukaryota; Metazoa; Arthropoda; Arachnida; Scorpiones; Buthidae
Product: kidney mitochondrial carrier protein 1-like
Exons: 11
Coding region: 1-978 (325 amino acids)
Source: RefSeq, a predicted model, not a curated record
AUGGUAGUACAUACUAAACCGAAACAACUUUUUGUGACGAGUUACUCAGUUGUCGUAUAUUUCAAUAUUUUAAUUAAAUAUAAAACUUGUUUAUUUGUUUUUGGAAGGAUCCGUCCAGCUUUGUUACGCCAAGCAACUUAUGGUACUAUAAAAAUUGGUAUUUAUUAUUCUUUGAAACAUACAUUGGUUAGAGAUCCACAUGAAGAAACAUUGUUAAAAAAUGUAAUUUGUGGAAUUAUGGCUGGUGUGAUAUCCUCAUCUAUAGCAAAUCCCACAGAUGUAUUAAAGAUCAGAAUGCAAGCUCAAAACAAAAAUUUUAACAAGAAAGGAAUGAUUAAUUGUUUUCUAGAAAUGUAUAAAAAUGAAGGCAUUAAAGGAUUAUGGAGGUCAGAAGAAACAUUGUUAAAAAAUGUAAUUUGUGGAAUUAUGGCUGGUGUGAUAUCCUCAUCUAUAGCAAAUCCCACAGAUGUAUUAAAGAUCAGAAUGCAAGCUCAAAACAAAAAUUUUAACAAGAAAGGAAUGAUUAAUUGUUUUCUAGAAAUGUAUAAAAAUGAAGGCAUUAAAGGAUUAUGGAGGGGAGUUGGACCAACAGCUCAAAGAGCUGCAGUUGUAGCUGGUGUAGAAUUACCUGUAUAUGAUAUUACAAAGAAGAAUCUCAUAAGAGCUGACAUUAUAGGAGAUAACAUGUUAAAUCAUUUUUUCUCCAGUUUUGUAGCAGGACUAACAGGUGCUAUAGCAUCUACUCCAAUUGAUGUAGUAAGGACAAGAUUAAUGAACCAAAGGAGGGUAAAGGCAGCCAUUGUUAAUGGAGCUCCAGCUGAAGUUUUUUAUACUAGUGCUCUACAAUGUGCUUUUCAAACGGUUCAAACUGAAGGAUUUUUAGCUUUAUACAAGGGUUUUGUUCCAACUUGGGUAAGAUUAGGACCAUGGAAUAUAAUUUUUUUUAUAAUAUACGAACAAUUGAAAAGGUUAUAUUGAACUUAAGUAGAAUCCUUUGGAAGAUAUCAAUAAAAGUUUUGUGUAGUGGAAACUUUUUUUUAAAAAGAACUAUAAUUCGAUUUUAGUUGGAGAUUGCCAAAUAUCAAGACCGUUUGGAAAAGUAAUUGUGUAGAUUUGAAAUAUAUUUAUCGUCAUGUUUUUUUUUGUAGCAUGUUAUUGCAAAAAUUACGUAAUUAAAAUAUUUUAAAGAAGAAUAGAAUGAAAAUGUUGAUCCAAUGGGAGUAUUUUGCCGUUUCAUAUGGAGAUGUUGAAGCAUAUUUCGAUUAAAUUUUUGUAAAAAGUACAGUUUGUGUUUUUUAUUGGAAAAAGCUAAUCGAAUUGUUUCUAGUUUGAAUCGUUCCCGUCGAUUUUACAUUAUAUUUCAUAAAGCAAUGAGUGAUUCCAUUUCGUUAAUUAUGUACUUAUUAAUUUAGAAUAUAAAAAUUGUACAGUCUUAAAAAAAUUCAAAGAUAUUAAAUGUGAUACAUAACAUUUGUACAGUGAAAUAAUAUUGCUCAAUGUACAUAAUUUCAUUUAUCCAUUAAUGUAUAUGCUCUUAG